Molecule: messenger RNA, 1320 nt
Organism: Colletotrichum destructivum
Lineage: Eukaryota; Fungi; Ascomycota; Sordariomycetes; Glomerellales; Glomerellaceae
Product: Putative FAD-binding domain, FAD/NAD(P)-binding domain superfamily
Exons: 1
Coding region: 1-1320 (439 amino acids)
Molecular function (GO): FAD binding; monooxygenase activity
Source: RefSeq, a predicted model, not a curated record
AUGCCCACCAACCAUGAUGACAUCGCCAUCAUUGGCGGCGGAAUCGCAGGCAUGGCCCUCGCCAUAUCGCUCGCGACUCACGGCAUCCGGGCCGCAAUCUACGAGUCGCGCGACGAGACGCCUCUCCCCCACCACGCCGGCGGCGGCAUGAUGCUCUGCCCCAACGCCCUGCGCAUCCUCGACUCCUGGGGCCUUUACCGACCGCUCCUCGACAAGGCCUACAGCUUCGACUACGUCUAUUACAAGAACCGCGAAGAAGUCACCGUCGACCGCUACCCCCUCGGCGGCGCCGCGGCCUUCGGCUACGACGCCGUGCGCAUCUUCCGCCAGGAGCUGGUCGAGAUGCUCGCCACCGCGUGUCGCGAGCGUGGGGUCGUGAUCGAGUACGGCAAGCGGUUCGUGCGCGUCGUCGAAGAGAACGGGGAGAUUAACGACAAUAAGAAUGACAACGACGACAAUGACAGGGACGGACCUGGCGGGGUAGAGUUUGAGUUCCGGGACGGGAGCAGGCGGAGGGCGGGGCUGCUCGUCGGCGCCGAUGGGAUCCACUCCCACGUGCGGAGCAGCUACGUCGCGCCGGACGCGGCGCCCAAAUUCGUCGGGCUCGCGGCGCUGACGUAUGCGGUGCCGACGGCGCAGCUCCGCAUACCGGCGGACAAGGACUACCGCUUCCCCGUCAGCGUAGCGAGCGGCAACGGCGUCUUCGUGCUUGCCCCUCAGGGGGCCGAUGGCGGGGAGAUGCUGGCGGGCACGCAGGUGCCGUUCGACGCGGGGCAGGCGGCGCUGGGACGCGAGGCGCUGCUGGCGGACACGGAGGCGCUGAAGGCGCGGCUGAGGCGGGACGAAGGGGAGUGGCCCGACGUGGUGCGGUCCGCGCUCGAAGCGAUCCGGGACGAGACGAUGAACGUCUGGCCGUUCUUCAUGCUGCCGGCGCUCGGGCGGUGGGCGUCGGAGAAGGGGCGGGUGCUGGUGCUGGGGGAUGCGGCGCACGCGAUCCCGCCGACGACGGGGCAGGGGGCGUCGAUGGCGCUCGAGGACGCGGCGACGCUGGCGCUCGUCGUCAAGAGGACGAGGGAGAGCCGGGGCCGGAUCGGGUGGCGGGAGGCGGUCGGGUUCUGGCAGGGCAUCCGGCGGGAGAGGCUGGCGGAGCUAGUGGUGCUGACCCAGAUGUUGAACAAUAAGCGGCUGCCGAGCGACAAGAUGGCAGCGCUGCCGAGGGAGGAGGUCUGGUUCGAGGAGAGCGAAGACCAGAUGAAGUGGCUGUACGUAUCCGAGAUCGAGGACCGGAUCGAGGCGUGGGUGAAAGAAAAGACGCAGUAA